Molecule: messenger RNA, 3080 nt
Organism: Zeugodacus cucurbitae (melon fly)
Lineage: Eukaryota; Metazoa; Arthropoda; Insecta; Diptera; Tephritidae
Product: G-protein coupled receptor Mth2
Exons: 10
Coding region: 1331-2914 (527 amino acids)
Biological process (GO): cell surface receptor signaling pathway; G protein-coupled receptor signaling pathway
Cellular component (GO): membrane
Molecular function (GO): G protein-coupled receptor activity
Source: RefSeq, a predicted model, not a curated record
GCGGUAUGAAGUGAGCUAAGUAUUGAGAAAUUUUCACAUUUAAAGCAUUUAACCAUUCAAAAGUGUUUGUCAUUAUUUCAAGUGUCAUAUUCUGUUAAUGUUUGUGAUAACGAAAAUGCGUCAAUUAAAAUGCUGAUUGAAAAGAUUUAAUACCAAUAUUCUAAUAUAAGGCAAAAAAUAUCACUCAUAUACUGCAAAUAUGUGUCAACCCUUCACAAAAAAACCUCUUCUUACAGUAAUUGUUUGUUUCGUCGAAAAAAGACCUUUUUUCAUGAUUUUUUUUAGCAAAAAUUAUUGCUGUAGGUUUAUUUUACUUAUUAUUAUAUGAAAGUGCAACAUUUGAAGGAUACUUAAAAAAAAGUUUUAUCGAAAAAUAGCGAGGAAUAACGGAUUUAUCGUCGAUCUCUGCAGGCACCUCGAAAAAAAGUUGUUGUGCGGUGACCAGCCUACAGCAUCACUGGAUCAUUCGAAACCAAAAAAUCAAAAUGCUUUCUUUAGUUUAUUAGUUUAUCUUUCAAUUGACGUCGAGUUUUUUUUAAUUUUUAAAUUUUUCAAUUUUUGAUACCAUUUUCAAGCCAAAAUGACGAUUUUAGACGAAAAAAUCGACCUAUUUGUUAUUGUAAAAUUGUUAGUAAUUAAAAUUUUUUGGAAAAACUCAAAGUCAUUCGAGAGCUAUAUAUAUGUAGAAUAUUUGUUCAAAAUUUCAAAACGAUCGAUGCAGUAGUUUUUUCUGUAGGCUGGUCACCGACUUUAAAAUUGACAUAUUUGGUAAAAUCGAUUCAAAGUUUUGUACACUCAGCGAAGGUAGCUGGAGGUACCGUUAUUCAACCUGCUGUAACUUCGUUAUUUUUUCUCCGAAUGACCUAAAACUUUAACACAAUAUUCUUGAGAUGUUGAUGGUUUGAUUAAAAAAAAAAUAUGAAAAACAAAAAGCCCAAAAACUUGUGGCUGUAAUUGAACUAAAAUAUUCCAAUGACUACCUAAACUUGUGUUUAUGUCAUACUGACCCUUCGUGGGUCUUCAUUAAAGUUUAUUUUCUUUUAAGGUUACAGUUUGGUUAUGGACAACACAAUGACUGCAUUUUGUUCCUUAUUUAUAAAACAAACCUAAUGAGGUCAGCACAUUAAAAUUCAACCACUUUGCCGAAUAUUCAGGUCCCUAGAUAGGGUACUACCAGAAUUCCGACUGCGUGUUAGACCUGUGGCGAUCACAUUCAAUUCAAAGUUCGCUCCUUUCAUCACAGUUUGGAAUUAUGGAAAGAUCGGCAAAAAAUUCAAUGAAUAUAUGUAUAAAUCAUUCUUCUCAAUACUAAACUUCAUAAAUCAAUGAAAUGACAGCAUAUAUUUUCAAAUUGCUCAUCGGAGCAGUCGUACUUUAUCAAAACGCUAUAGCUGAUAUACCCGACUGUGUCUUCGAAGACACUGUCAACUUAACCGCUAGUACCAAAUUUUCGAAUGGUUCAUAUCUCUAUGAAGAGGUGUUGGUGCCACCACAAUUGAUAGCCGAAUAUAACUAUAUUGAGCUUUACGAAGGUGUGCGUAAGCCCGUAGAGAGACAUACACGCGGCUGUGUGUGCAAGAUCAAACAAUGUGUAAAGUUCUGCUGUCAUCCAAGGGCGAAUAUGUAUAGAAUAAGUCUCAUCACUGGUUACACGCUGCAAUGUAGAGAAGUACUUAAUGGGGAGCGCACAUAUUCACCAUACGUAAAUGUAACUCUGCGAAACAACAGUCGUGUCGUGAUGCAUAUGUUGGAUGAGUUUGUGGUGCAGCAGGGGAUACCGUGCUACAGUGGUGGCUAUAUGCUAAUGCCACACAAGUACGAAGAGGAUCAUUGGGAAUUGUUUGAGAACGGCACGUUGUUGCGCACAAGCGAUGCGAAAUAUUUCUCAAGGAGAGAUUAUUGCUUACACGCUUAUAAUACGAGUGAGGGGUUUGUAUUGAAUCCAAUGAACUGUGGGCGAUCUGACGACCCACCAACGCUAAAGUUAAAUACGAUAAUCAUGCUGAUUUCGGCGCCAUUUCUUUAUGCCACCAUACUGAUCUAUUGGCUCAUACCGGAAUUGUGGAACUUGCACACCAAGUGCUUGAUUAGUUAUCUACUUUCGUUAGCGAUUGGUACAACGUUGAUUGUUUUAGUCAAUCUGCAACAUACAUAUUAUGAAAAAGUUGUUUGCGCUAUUAUCGGUUUUGUGGCAUACUUCUUCAUUACUGCCGUCUUCUUCUGGCUGAAUGUGAUCUGCUUCGAUCUUUGGAAAAAUUUACGUGUCACCCAAGGCGCAGUUCAAAACGUAACGAAGCGUAAACGAUUUCUUUACUAUUCCCUCUACGCUUGGGGCAUGCCGGCUUUGAUGACAAUAGUCACAGCCAGUUUACAAAACUCAAAUUUACCAAAUGGUCUCAAGUCGGGCAUUGGAGAUACACACUGUUGGUUGAAACUUGAUGAUUGGUCUGCCAUGAUCUAUUUCCAUGGACCCUGUUUACUGCUCAUAAUGUUUAAUAUUGGCAUAUUUUUCUUAACUGCAAAUAAUAUCUAUACAAUACGCAAGGAACUGCAGCACUUUUCCCGUGGCGACUCCAGCCGUAGACACUUACGUACGCAGCAAAAUAAUGUUUGGCUCUUCUUUCGGAUGUUCAUUGUAAUGGGUAUCGGUUGGCUGCUGGAGAUAAUCAGUUAUAUGGUGGGCAGUGACGGUGAUGGUUCUCUGUAUUUUGUCGUCACAGAUGCAUAUAAUGCUUCGCAGGGUCUUAUCAUGUUUAUCUUGCUGGUUAUGAAGAAGAAGGUGCUUAUGCUGAUUAAGAAAAAAUUUACUAAAUCGGAUACUUUGCAUCACUCAUCACGUAGAUUUACCACCAAGUCUAACUCGUCGGCCAUUGUGUUGUCCAAUACUGAAAAUCGAUCGAAACUUCGGAAUUGAGAAUCCAACUAAUAUCAAUCGUAAAGAAUCGGCAGUGCAACUGCAAAAUAUUCGAAUGAAGAAACAAAUUCAGUGAUAUGAUUAAUAUUUUAUAAGAGUACGAGUUUAAAGGCGAGAGCAACCAAGCAAUCGUGUGUUCUCAAACUCACCAGAGACCAGUACUAAU